Molecule: messenger RNA, 1878 nt
Organism: Marasmius oreades (fairy-ring Marasmius)
Lineage: Eukaryota; Fungi; Basidiomycota; Agaricomycetes; Agaricales; Marasmiaceae
Exons: 9
Coding region: 194-1306 (370 amino acids)
Source: RefSeq, a predicted model, not a curated record
UUCACCUCCGCCCAUGGAACCGCUGAGCGACACAAGCAAAAUGACUCUAAAAAGCCGCUCAUUGUUUGACAAGCGUUGAAUUUCAUCCGCGGAGUCUCGCAAGUGUGUCCGAAUCUCCAUAAGUUUGUUAUGUUGACUCAGCGUAGUACGUAACCAGUUCAAACUUCUGUUUGAACCGUUCUUCUUUACCACCAUGACUGCUAGCCCUGGGAGGCCUUGGACCAGGCCUCCCACUGUAAUCGCAAUCCCAACGCUGGGCUCUACCCCUCCAGCGUAUAAUUCAUCCAAGAAGCCGAAGACCCGUAGGAAGGAGAGCAAAUCCAAGAAAGCUCAUCGGAGAUACGACCCCGAUGGCGGCACAUGUCCUGGGAUUGAAUCAGUGGUACACCCAAACACCCCCCAACGCUCUGAGCAUUCAACUGGAGGUGAUACGAGCGUUGCUCCUUCAGAACAACUAACGCCAAUACCUGAUACCGACAAAGCCAUAUCUACAUCGCUGGAAAGAGAAAAGGAGGUCGACACUUCGCGUUAUAAUACCCAAGUCAACACUCGCGAGGAAGUACAGCCUACAGCACCAGCGCCAAUCGAGAUAGAGUUUUCCAAAAUGUCCCAUUCUCAGUUCAGGGAGAUAUUUGCAUGGAAAACAAGCACUCUACCGUCAUACACUGGUCCACGCGUCAAUCGUAGCGAUAACAGACCGGUGUCAUUUCCGAAGCAGUUCAGGAUGGCUGAGCUAUACGCUUCGGGUCACGAAAGGGCUCUGCAGGACCACGUCUAUGAAUUACUGCCAUCCUGGAAGAAACGAAACGACGUAAUUUCUAUAUUCUACUUUCCCGGUCGACACUUUUUCGCGGACGACCAACACGUAGUUGUCAUGGGCCCAGCAACUCAACAAUCUACUGAACACGGCUUCAAACUUACGUCUCGUUUUGAGAGAAUAUAUGGGCAAACUCGACCUUUCUUUUACGCUUUGGGUCCGGUCAAGAAUAAGCAAGUAUUUUACGCGGGUACAUAUCGGUGCAUUGAGCUAGCCGACCAUUAUCCUCUAGGUUUUGUGUUCAGCGGAGGGAACCUGGUUCUGAGGGAUUUAGCGGAUGCAAUCAUUGAAUCCCAAACGGAAGGUUUCCGAUUACGAACUCGAGAUGCCAUGCAGCUUCUCCAGGAAAAGAAAGUUAUGUUGGAAUUUGUUAUGUUCCAAUUGGUUGGUUUCCAGAUGGACGUUUAUCAAAUCUUAACGUCUGAACCUGCCUCAUUGAAGAACGCUGGAUCGACACGAAAGCGGAAGCGUGGGAAUGACUCGGCAUGAACAUUUGUUAUGGUUAUCUUAGUUAUGGACUCUAUUUAGCAAUGAGCUAUGGUACGAAACAAAGUCAAGACCCAAUCUUUGGAGUCCUGCGUUGGCUUGGAUAAGGCCGGAUAUCAUUGACCAGGAACUCCCCGCCUACUGCGUGUAGGGGGCCUAAUUUCGAAUCCUCCGGGGACUGCGAACAGAGGGCAUUGAAGGAUCAAUGACUGGUAACAUUUGACGAUCCGGAUUCAUCGGUGAGGAACAACGUUGAGCGCGAGUGGAAGAAGAUAUAGUAUUGAAAGAAUGUCGCCUUGCUAUCGUGGGUGUUGAGUGCGAUCGUUGUCCGUGUGGUAAUUUACGGGUUAACCUCGAAAGGGAUAAUUCGGAGGAAAGCGAUUCUACUCUCGCUACUGAUUACCCCCAGUGCGCCAACUUCUUCCGCACUUCCCGCCUCAGCCUCUUCCUCUGUUGCUUGUUUCCCCAUUCGCCCUCGUCAUUCUCGUAAGCCCGUUUUCUCGUUGUGACAGGAUGUGAGUCGAAUUCCCCCUCAGAUAAUUCAUAGACGCCGCUCUGAUUUUCCAGAGAAGACG